AUAAAAAAAAAAAAAUCUAAUUUAGAAUUUUUGACAGGUUGUGUAUAGAAUGAAGUCUUCACAGCUGAUGAAUGACGACGAGUUUAGCUAUUGAAAAUCAUCGACGAAAAACGACGAAAUCGAUUUUUUAUCUACAAGCAAAAUUAAAUGAUUGCUUUACAUAGAUAGUACGAAUUAUUGCCAGCUGUUACUUUUUCACGUCAUUGAUCAAGUCAGGAUACAUUGCCUCGACGGUGAGACGAAAAGUUCCGAAAGAGUUGAUUUACCAGAGCAAUUCGAUAAGAAGAGUCAAGAUCUCGGUUUACAAGCGACAAAUAAAGAUUUACAUUAAACUAAAAAUAUUUUAAUAUUAAGAGAGAUGUAUAUGAAAUAAGAGUCUUAUAGGAAGAGACGCCAAAUCAAGUCAACUAUUGUCGCGUUAUUUUUUUAUUUUUAUGAAAUAACACUCUUUAAAUCCUAAAUAUGAAAUUGGACGAUGCGUUCAACGAAUUACAAAAUUGCCAAGAUGAUGUACCAAUCUUUCGCAAAUUGAUAAGCACUGUAUCCUCGCGCAAUUCUUGCGCGGACGGAGGUGUGAAAGAAUGCCGGACGAUUCUGACUUACAUGAUAGAGAUAAUCAGUAGUAAUUCUGAAUUGGGAAAUGAACGUGUCCUGUUAGCGUGUCACGCGUUCUAUGCUUUGCUUUCGACGCGUUGUGAUUUACGAUAUCUCGAGGACACCGUGAUGCAUUUCCAAAGACUGGAUUCCCACGACUUGUGCUUUCUCGAGAAGCGAUACAUCGUUUCUGAUCUUGAACUGUUCAAGCUACUGAACGCUUAUGGAUAUUUGCAGACGAAUCGGAAGGAGAUGCAUUUUGAAUAUGAUGCUCUCUUGCUUAUGUUUGAUACGAUAUACAGAAAUUGUAUGAAGUACACGAGAUAUUCUUACUUCGCGUACAAAGUACUACAUGUAUGGUUGAAGAAGUUGAAGAAGACGUCCGAUGUGCGCUUUUGGCAUAAAUGUAAUUGUAUAAUAGAACGAAAAUUGGAGGCUAUCAUAUUUUCUAAUUGGUCAAAUGCGCUUAAUGAUAUAUCCAAGCAAAACGCACAAAUUUUCAAUAUAUAUCUUCGGAUAAUGUUACAGAAGUAUAAAGAAACAUUUGUACAACAUAGCUUUUACCUUUGCACUUUCAAUAUGCCGUGGCAAAACGAAAUCAAGUAUAUUAUGCUGGCGGAAAUUUGUCAAUUAUGGGAUAUUAAAAAUCAAUGUAAAGCAAUGAUAAGGAAAGAUUUUUUAUUUGAGCUAUGUUUUAGUUUAACGAAACAUUCUUUGCGUUGUGGCGGCACGAAACUUUACCUGGUAAUUUUAAAGCAACUCAGCGAGGAUGAAUGGAAGAAAUCUUUCAAAGAAGUUAUGAAAUCAAUUAUUAAUCUCUGGGAGUCGGGAGAGCAUGAGGAUCACAACGCUCUUCAAUCAUUGUUUAAAUGUUGGCUCGAACCGACCAUACAAAUGUAUAGGAAUAUCCUACCGUUUUUAUGGGAAUUAUGUGGCGAUUUGCAAGGAUACUUCUUUCGUUCGCAUCUGCAAAGAGCGGCCGCUAAAUUACGCAUAGAACUACCAGAAAUGCACGAAAUCGAUCUUUACCUAACCGAUAAAGAAGAAAUUGUACAAUUAAACGCCUUUGCUGUGCUUUGCUAUUGUGUUGUCGAUUUGAUCGACAACGUUGGAGACGUUGGAGAUGAAAAGGACCCAUUCUUUCGAAUAAAACAAUUUCUGUGGUUUAAUGCGAAUACCGCAACGAUUGUCAUGAGAGAAGGGAUAAUGAAAUAUUUCAGACUAUUGUGCUCGAAUAUUUUAAAAAUGAUUAACAUUAAAGCCGCUAAUAUAAAUUCCAUCUCUGAGUUCAUAGAAUGGUUGCACGAAUUUUUUUUUGAUUGCUUCGAAAUUAGUUCGUGUUAUCAACGCAAGAUUUUUGCUUUAAAUUUGUACAGAAUUCUGCUCUCUUUCAUGAAUGGGAACUCGCACGAGAGCUGCGCUCAUCAUAGGGAAUGUCUUCGUUACAUCACAGCGAUCGACAAGCACUUGAAGAUCUCGAAUAGUUGGAAAUUUACCGACAAGGAGAGUUUAUUUCUAUUAUUGAGACUCGUAUUAGAUUCUGCUCUCGAUAUCAGACAAUUAGCUACUGCUCUUAUCCUGGAAUAUUUUGAAAAAGAUGUUUUAUCAGCCAUGGAAAAACGGGUACUCUAUAAUUGUGCAUGGGAGCACUGCAAUUCUUCCAAAUUCUACAAAAUCGAAAGUGGAGCAGCUCUCAUAAAAAUAAUGGCACACUGGUUGCCCUUGAAUGAGAUUUACAAAGAUGAAGCUUUUAUAUUAUCUCAUACUGAAUAUAAUAAUUUUCUCGCUUACUCGAGUUACUCAGAAUUUCUAUUAUAUGAAGCUCGAUGUCAAUUGGCGCAGAUGAAAAGCGAUAUUCUGAAAGCUAUUGUCCAGAAUAGACCUUUUUAUGGUGUGCUGACUGCUUUGCUGUCAGUCGCUUUUCAUGCUGGCCCAGAGAAUUGGAUCUUAACACUGCAAUUUACAGAAGAAAUGCUACACCUUUUAAAAGAUGCCAUCGACUUCUUUUUAUCUACAUUAUCAGCGAAAGCAUCAGAUACAUCGCAAAUUUAUUCAUCCUCGUUUGCGGAAAUGGGAUUAGCUAUCGAUGAAAAGAUUAAGACCAGUGAAAUCGAGACUGCUAAUAAUUAUGACGAAUUACAAUUAUCGCCGGCACAUCAAGUGCUUGUCUCUUGUAUCUGGAUGUCUUUAAAGGUAUCAUGCGAGAUAGUCAGCAAAAUUGGGAUGUUGAUGCAAUCGAAUGCGCAAGUAAAAUAUUCCAUGGAUAUUAUUGUUACAGUUCUAUUAAAGUGUCGGCACAAAGGUGUAGUAGAAUCUGCUGGAGUGGCGAUUGCAAAUUUAGCCAGACGUUUAUAUGACCGAAAGAAAUAUUCUGAAUUGCCAAAAGCAUAUCUGACUAAUCUGUUGGAGAAAGACACAGAAAAAUCAUUGCAUUUAACACGACGGGGUGCCGGAUUGUCAAUUAUGUUUCAUAGAUUGGUCGUCAGUGAUAAUCGAAGAGAUCGACCUACAGUCCAUUUCGCGGUGCGGAUGUUAUUAGACUCUCUGAAAGACUUUUCGAUGACGGCUGUUAGAGAGGUGGAGGCUGGACAGGACUCACCAUGGGCGAGACGUCUGUACUUUUUGCGGAUGUUAGUCAUUGAUAAGGAGAUACACGCGCAAUUAGUCCCGUAUAUGGAGGACAUUUGUUUAACAUGUUUCGAGUACAUCAAGUCCGACGUUUGGACCGUAAGGAACGCGAGCUUACAGUUGUAUGGAGCGGUGGUGCCGAGAUUGGUGGGUCAAUGUUCCGGGAGAAGCUUGGACGGAGAAUUGGACUUUGGCUACGGUUACUCCAUCAAUCAUUUCGUCACACAUUAUCCGACGUUGGCGAGCCGCAUGUAUACGCAGCUGCGAGACGUGUCGAAGAUCCAUGGAACUUCGAACGCGGCGUUACGUUCCUAUUCGAGCAUCGCGCAUAUCCUCGUACUUUUGUCAAAGUUGUCGACCAACGACUACGAUCUCGUUGAUUAUCCCGUGACGAUUGUAUUCACAAUGAAAGUCAAACGUUUGCUCGUCUCUUUUCUCGGUAAUCCGAUGAUGCAUAUCAGACAACUAGCGGCUAAAGUUUACACGGCUUUCACGCCUAUCUCUAAUAUUUAUUCUGAUUUAAGCGCGAUAGCAAAGGUGAUUCUUACAAGUCACGAUAUCAAUAUGUCGCAUGGAUAUUUAUUAACUUAUGGAUAUUUCAAAAGAAAGUGUAUCGAUAAUGAUAAAAAUUCCAUAUGGCGUAAAUUCUCCGAUAGUAAAAGAGAUUAUGAAUUUCCUUGGAAAGAUCAGUAUAUCUUAAUAUCAAUGAUAUGGACCGAUAUGUAUGAACAACAAAAAGCAGCGCAACCAUGUUAUAUCUUGGAAACAUUAUUUCUACAAGAAUCACCUUCGUUAUCUUCGAUGUGCUUCUUUUAUACGUCAGUUUUCUAUCAUAAUUUACCGAUAAUCGAGAGUAUAGUAUCAUCGCAAAAAGUUCAACCAGGAUUUUUUCAAUUUGUUGGACAUUGGGCGCGACUGUACGCGAUGCAUUUUAAAUUAUGCGUUGAAAGAAAUUGUGCGAUUGACGAUUUUGAGCGGCAGGUAAUAUACAAUAUUUUACAAUCAAAUUGUACGGAACAAAGUAUUGAAUUCCUAAAUGGUUUGUCGUAUUGCGUUCCUUUGCUCGAAUUUAUUCUCAACUACUUGAUAUCGAUGAGCAAUACUCAUUGUCACCAAUUACUAUUCGACGAAAUAAUAACUUUCGCGUUGAACACUAUAAAGCAUGCUAGUUCGCAAGGUAACGAGUCGAAGUUUGACAAGAUGAUAGAACAAUUCGAUAAGAUGACCGAUUCGAAUAUGAUUCGCGUGAGAAAUUCAUUGAUCCUAGCUUUUUCCAAGAGCGAAACGCUGAUAAGUCAAGUACUGUCGUACGUUUUCAAUAUAUGUAUGAAUGAAAAGUUAUCUGCGCGAUUGACGGCAGCUGAAUAUAUUGAGCUUGCGCUUUAUCGUCACGCAAAACUAGAAAAUAGCAAUAGAUUGACGAUUAUGCGAUGUUGCUUGAUUCUACUGAAAGACGAAGUUGCCGAGAUACGCGAGAUCGUGUCAACCGCGUGGCAGAAGCACGUGUUCUCGUCCUGUCGAUUGCAACAGGAAGAGAUCGUGUACCAAAGUAUCUUAUCGGACAUUAUUCGACUCGAAUCGAUUGCCGACGAUGACAUGGAUUUUAUACAAUAUUUUACGCGCGCUAUACGCAAAGAUUUUGAUUUUAUUAGCGCAACAAUCGAGAAUCCAUUCAAUCACGAUGACAGUACUUUUUACAGAGAGGAAUCUAAAUUUUUAAACAUGUGUUUUCUCCUUUAUAAUGCUUCGAGUGAUAAUUGUGAUAUUCGUGAAGAUGCCAUAUGCGCGAUACAAAAAGGACAUUUUAAGCAACUUCGAGAAAAAGCUGGCUUUAAUCACGAUAAUUUGCAAGUGAUUUUAUACUUAAAAGAGAUGGAUUAUCUAACGCGGAAAAGAGAUAUUGUUGUACGAGAGCGAAAUAGUCAUUCUCAAUCAUCCGCAAUUUCUAGUUUGAAACCGUAAAAUGCAAAAUUAUAUCAGUUCAGGUAUCUAUAAUCAUAAGAUGAUGCAACUUCUGUGUACAAAACUGUUAAUAGUAUCUCAACUUCUCGAAUUUGGAAAAAUAUCAUUGUAGUUUUUCAAAAUUGCGUUUUCAUUUAAGUUCACUUGAUAUUAAUUUUUUAAUAUAUGUAUAUAUAGAGAACAGCGACAUGUAACAGCGAAUUGUGGUUAGACAAGUAUUAAUAAGUUGCAACCAACUAUAUAUAAUAAAUAAUUACUGAGUGAAACUAAUAUGAAUAAUAUUAAUUGAUACAGUUAUUUAAAAACGAACUUGUAUAUUUUGCAUUUACCGGCUGCAAUUAUUGCAAGCUAUUUCAUCAAUAAACUGGCGUAUAUAAUUUAACAUACUAAUCGGCGGAUAUAAUUUAAGAACUGAAGAGGAAAAUGAUAAAGAUGUGCCAAUAAUUAAUACAAGAUCUCUUAGAUAAAAUUAUACGAAAAUGAAUGAACAUAAUUAGAAAAUCAAUUAUGCGACAAAAUGUUUGAGAGAUUUUAUACUUUAAGUCUAUACCGGUUAAUAGAUAACAUUAACUCUAAUUAUAUUGUAUUCUUGAAAGAAAAUAUAAGAAACAAAUAAUUUUACAA
Molecule: messenger RNA, 5808 nt
Organism: Nylanderia fulva
Lineage: Eukaryota; Metazoa; Arthropoda; Insecta; Hymenoptera; Formicidae
Source: RefSeq, a predicted model, not a curated record